UGUUUAUGUCAUUUCCGGUCUGACGUCAUAUCCGUAUAGCGUAUGAAUAUGAUCUUUCAACAUCGUCGAUAACAUCGCAAUAAUAUAAUCAGUCAGAAUUGUGGUUCUAUGUGAAUGUAUACGUAAUAAUCCAUCUCAAACCCACCACAGAGGCGGAUGGGCAAUUGUAACACCAAAAGGCAAAAAUUUACACCGAAGGACAGACAGGAGAGGCAGACUCCCUAUGCGAGCCACUCCAGCCUUGACAACGCCGGUAGCAGUAGGAGCUUCAGGUAUCUUAUAUUCGGUGGAAGCGGAGUGGCAAAUUCAGCAGCAUCUGCUCGUAUUGAAACAUCGCAGCGAUCUCGUGCCUCUCGCCGAACAACAAACCAGGGCACAACCUGUGAUCUACAUUCAUUCUAUAAAACAAAAUGGCCAGUGCCACAGUUCGAAGCUGCCUUUCUUCCAGAAUUUAAGAUUAAAGAAGCUGCGUCUGAGGCAGAGUAUGAUUUUAUCGACAUAAUAUCCAAGGGUGCUUAUGGACAAGUCUAUAAAGUCCGAAAUCGUAAUGAUGGAGAGAUAUUUGCCUUGAAAGUCCUCAGCAAGGCACAGAUCAUUGCGGAAGACGCAAUAGAACGAGUCAAAGAUGAAGUUCGCAUACAGCAGGUUGUUGGGCAUCAUCCUUUCGUUGUCAACUCAUCUCGCCACUGGCAGGAUAGAAGAAAACUCUACGUAGGUAGUGACUACGUUCCUGGAGGUGAAUUAUAUACCUUGGUUCAAGAUUAUGGGAGUCUGCCGGAGGAUGCAGUCAGAAUUCUAGUUGCUGAAGUUGCUUUGGCAAUAGAUUUCCUCCACAAUGCCGGUGUCAUUCACAGAGAUAUAAAAGCAUCUAAUGUUCUCUUAGACAAUGAGGGUCACGCCCAACUGAUAGACUUUGGUUUUGCCAAGUGGUUACCCCAUGGACAUAAAACUUCAACACUUUGCGGAACACCACGAUACAUCGCACCAGAGAUCUUACGGAGAGAGCCGUAUGGCCACGCAGUUGACUGGUUCUCCCUUGGGAUCCUGAUGUUCUUUCUACUAACAACUGAGUAUCCAGAAUCUUCUUCGGAGAACGGAGAACCUGCUGGGACCUCCGGCGCUUCUUCUUUAUCGACUUACGCGCCUCUCUCAAAUGCAGCGAGGGAUCUGAUCAAAAGACUUCUAGAACCGGAGCCGAGUUCGAGGCUGAAAAGCAUCUUUGGACUCCAAAGAGUAGCCUUUUAUCAGCACAGAGACUUUCGAGGAUACAACUGCAAAACGGUAUCGCCGUUCGAGUUCAUUUCCUCAACGAAGAGGAGACGGUCGACGACGGAGGUUAUCGAAGCGGAGAAUGAGGCGCCAGACGUAUUCUCAGGGUUUUCGGAUUCAGCUGUGAUGCUUCCGGAUAGUGACGGCCGUCAAUGACAAUUUUUACAAAUAUACUUUUCAUACUUUUUGAAAAAUUUACUCGCAGACGAUAUUAUUUUAUCUUUUAGAGCCCCUGUACUAUCUUUCGGCUUACCGUCUGACUACUCGCAGACACAGGUCUGACGGCUUUUUCAAACGAGGAAUUUGUAGAGGAAACUUUUCAGGCCCGGCGCUCACGGUAAUUCUUCUCUCCGAUUCUCUAUGUUCGAGAACUACAGGUAGAAUUUCGAAGAUUAUUCGGAGUAACCGUAUCUAAGAAUGCAGUGACGAAUCGGCCGCAGGUAAAAAGAUUAUAAAC
Molecule: messenger RNA, 1726 nt
Organism: Athalia rosae (coleseed sawfly)
Lineage: Eukaryota; Metazoa; Arthropoda; Insecta; Hymenoptera; Athaliidae
Gene: S6KL
Product: serine/threonine-protein kinase S6KL
Exons: 9
Coding region: 157-1425 (422 amino acids)
Biological process (GO): protein phosphorylation
Molecular function (GO): ATP binding; protein serine/threonine kinase activity
Source: RefSeq, a predicted model, not a curated record